GAUGAAAAGCUAGUAAGGCUAUUUUUAGUUGCAAUUUUUGAAAGAGAAGACAAUGGAGCUUGGCAUUACCCAAUUGGUUUGCUGUUUGAUCUCCAUGCAUCAAAUACAGCCCUUCCUUGGAGCAUCACAGUGCAUUUCAAGAAUUUUCCAGAGAAGGAUCUUCUACACUGCCAUUCUAAGGAUGUGAUUGAAGCUCAUUUUAUGGCUUGUAUAAAAGAAGCAGAUGCUUUAAAGCACAAAAGUCAAGUCAUCAAUGAGAUGCAAAAAAAGGAUCAUAAGCAACUGUGGAUGGGGUUACAGAAUGAUAAAUUUGAGCAGUUUUGGGCAAUAAAUCGAAAACUCAUGGAGUAUCCUCCGGAAGAUAAUGGAUUUCGAUACAUCCCAUUUAGAAUUUAUCAGGCAACAACAGAGAGACCUUUUAUACAGAAGCUAUUUCGGCCCAUUGCAUCGGGAGGAGAGUUGCAUACUUUGGGAGACCUGCUCAAAGAUGUGUGUCCUGGUGCUAUCGUCCCUGAAGAUGGAGAGCAGAAGACUCAAGUGAUGAUUCAUGGAAUUGAGCCAAUGCUGGAAACACCCAUUCAGUGGCUAAGUGAACAUAUGAGCUAUCCAGAUAAUUUCCUCCACAUUAGUAUCAUUCCCCGACCUACUGAUUGAGACUCAGCUAUAUUCCUAUGAGGAUCGUUCUCAAGCUGGAAUUAGAAGGGCAUGUCAACUUCUUGCUCCUGUCAGCCUUGACAGAGGCAGCCUGACCAGAAAAAAAGAAACCAACAAAAAGCCGAAACAAAACAAGAAGUCCUCACUGCUGUCAGCCAAACAGGAAGAGAGAUCCUAUCAUCAGAUAAGGGCAAUUGGGCUGUUCUUAUUUUGCAUCACUGCUGCGUUUCUUCACCGCUGUAAUUAAAUCAGUUGCGAUAUGAAAGAAUUUACAGGACUUCUGCAAGUCUGCUGUUUUCUUGUAAAAUAGAAUGAAGCUGAAACUGUCAGCCGAGGAGCAAAUGGAAAUCUACCACUUGAUUGUAUUUCUGAUUAACAAAUAAACAGGGCUGUUUCCUAAAGCAGUAGUGUUUCAGCUUUGAGGGUGGAAACAUUGGUUUAAUUUUCUAGAAAGUUAGACACCGAGAGAUUCAGUUACCAAUAGCUUUUUUGUAAAAGAUCAAAUUACUGUAAAUCCAUCUUUCCUUAAUGAGAAGUUCAUGUUUACAGUAUAUGUAUUGGGAUGCAAAUGAUCUUUUCACUUUGAUAACAAGCAGUGAGAGAUUUUAAAGUAAGCCCGUGAGCAUGUUUUGUCAGUUAAAAACAUGCACAACUUAAUAAUUUACAAAUACUUUUGAUUUGUAUGCUGUCACUGAAUACUCCAGUGUGUUUAUUAUUCAAACCAGUUUUCACAGACUUGCAGCGACAUAGGAUAAUUUGUCUCAGGAGUCGUCAUGGCAUUUCUUCGUGCUCAUCUAAUUCUUUUUUCUCAAAGAAUAUUGUCUUAAUUUAAUUUAAAAAGUGGUGUGGUUUUUUUUAAAAAAAAACAAACCUAAAUGGAUGUUGCAAA
Molecule: messenger RNA, 1543 nt
Organism: Acanthisitta chloris (rifleman)
Lineage: Eukaryota; Metazoa; Chordata; Aves; Passeriformes; Acanthisittidae
Gene: ATG5
Product: autophagy related 5
Exons: 6
Biological process (GO): autophagy of mitochondrion; nucleophagy; cellular response to nitrogen starvation
Cellular component (GO): Atg12-Atg5-Atg16 complex; cytoplasm; phagophore assembly site membrane
Source: RefSeq, a predicted model, not a curated record